This is a messenger RNA of Oncorhynchus nerka (sockeye salmon), 4212 nucleotides long. RefSeq names its product zinc finger protein 329-like. The record is from RefSeq and is a predicted model, not a curated record. The transcript has 3 exons. Lineage: Eukaryota; Metazoa; Chordata; Actinopteri; Salmoniformes; Salmonidae. Bases 229 to 1725 code for a protein of 498 amino acids.
CUUUAGUUUAAACGGAAGUGAACAUUGACCAUGAACAAUUUCCACGUUAGCGUUUUUUUGUUGUUAUUAUUUCGACGUUUAUUGAUUCCAUGUAACUCCAAAUAUGACUAAUUUAGCGGCACGGCAUCACAUACUUUUCCCAGGUAGUGUUUAGUUCGUGUUGGAGACAGGACUUGGUUGAUAGAUGGUAUCUUGGUAAUGCUAUCUAGCUGCUAACGUUAGCUAACAAUGGCUAACUGUAUGGUUUUUCACACUCAAAUAACUUCCAUCAUGGAGGUUCUAGCGAAUGCAGCGGUGGCAGAGAUCUGUAAACUCGUAGACGACGACUAUGCAGUGUUUCGUUUGGAAAUGUCUCAAAGCCAGAAAGAAAACACGGCAUUGCGGAGGAAACUACAGCUACUAGAACUGAAGGUGGCACGGGAGCGCGUCCUCGGCAGUCGUCCUAGUAGUGUCAAGAUCCUCGACCGAAGCAGAGGAAUGGCAAGAGGACAUCUCACUGGAGGCCACAGCAGCUUCGUUAAGCCAGCGGGACGCAAUAGAUGGAGAGAUGACCAAUCAAUCACUGUUGAUGAGGAGAGUGGAACCUUAACCAAGGAUGUUAUCGUGAUAGAGUCUGCAGAUGCAGAGGCUGCAGGUCCUAGAGUCAAGCUGGAGAAGGCUGAGGAGGACCCACGGCUCAGCAGAAACAUUCAGACUGGAGCGGUUGGAGUGUCUCCUAUAGCUACGGAGGACUCCACCACCGCCCCAGCACCGCCUAGGACCCAACCCAGCAUCACGGAGGUCAGUGGAAUGCCGAACGCCGUCCUCAAGUCAGAGACAGACAAGGAGACUUUAACUGUAACACACAGGCUCUUACAUACAAGAUCUGACCACGGAUCAGACUCAGAAAGGCUGGGGCCACUGGGCUGUCCUCCUGCUCCCGGCCUAGAGUACUUUCCGGUAUUUCACCAGAGCCAGGUUCAUUCCCGUGGUGAUGGUGACACGUUAGACACUGGUGGUGAUGAUCCGUCUUGUUCUUACUCUACAGAGAUGGACCCUGGCAACAUGCUCUUGUCUUUAGAGACACAGACUGAUCUGUCUAGUGGGGACUGGAACCAGUAUAGUAGUAGUGUAUACUCUGAAGGGUGCCUAGAUAAGAAAGGGGAGGUUAUAGUCGUAGAUGAAGUGGAUGGAGAUGUUCCUCUGACAUGGAAUGCAGACCAGACUCAAUUAGGAGAAGGACACUCACAAGGCAGAGAUUUCAUAGAUUAUAAGGAAAGCGUAGAGACUAAUCCAAAUGUCGCCACGCACUCCCCUUUACACGCGUUCAGGGAUCGCGAUACAAUGUCCACAUCAAUGGGGUCUUCGGAUUCCCACAGACGCGUCCUUUUCGAUCAGGUAUUAAACUCAAAGGACCAAAGGGCCAUGGCUCAGGGAGGGGGAGCAACAUCAGGCAGUAGUAAAGAGAAACGGUUUCUCUGCAUGUUCUGUAACAAAGGCUUCAGCUGUUCCCAGAAGGUGGAGAUCCACCAGAGGGUCCACACAGGGGUGAAACCCUUCAGCUGUACCCAGUGUCACAUGAGCUUUGCCCAGGCUGGCAACCUAAAGAUCCACCAGAGGGUCCACACAGGGGUGAAACCCUUCAGCUGUACCCAGUGUCAUAUGCACUUCUCUCAUUCGUCCAGCCUGAAGAGGCACCAGAGGAUCCACGCAGGAGAGAAAUCCUUCAGCUGCCCCCCAGUGUGAAAAUGUGUUUUCCCACCAGAACCAGCUGAAGAAGGACCUGAAGGUCCACACGGGAGAAAGGCUGUUCGUGUGUACACACUGCGGGAAGAGGUUCAUAGAGGAGCUACCUCAGUAUACACCAGCUGAAAAACCAUUCCACUCUAUACCUGAAACCCUACAUUAAAGUCAAAGAUUCAUUUUAAUUUCAUUGUCAGCGGGAAGGUCCACAGAUGCCUUUGUAAUAACAAAAGUAACACAUUUCAGUGAUGAAUAUUCCUGGGUACAAUAUUGCAUUCAGCCAUUGUCUGAUAUAUACGGCAUAUAUAAACAUAUACAGUACCAAUCAAAAGUUUGGACACACCAACUCAUUCAAGACUUUUUAUUUAUUUUUACUAUUCUCUACAUUAUUUGAACAAUAGUGAAGACAUCAAAACUAUGAAAUAACACAUGGAAUCAUGUAGUAACCAAAAAACAAAUCAAACCAUAUGAGAUUCUUCAAAGUAGCCACCCUUUGCCUUGACAGCUUUGCACACUCUUGGCAUUCUCUCAACCAGCUCCAUGAGGAAUGCUUUUCCAACAGUCUUGAAGGAGUUCCCACAUAUGCUGAGCACUUGUUGGCUGCUAUUCAUUCACUCUGCGGUCCAACUCAUCCCAAACCAUCUCAAUUGGGUUGAGGUUGGGUGAUUGUGGAGGCCAGGUCAUCUGACACAGCACUCAUCACUCUCAUUCUUAGUCAAAUAGCCCUUACACAGCCUGGAGGUGUGUUUUGGGUCGUUGUCCCAUUGAAAAAUAAAUGAUAGUCCCACCAAGCCCAAACCAAAUGGGAUGGCAUAUCGCUGCACAAUGCUGUGGUAGCCAUGCUGGUUAAGUGUGCCUUGAAUUCUAAAUAAAUCAUUGACAGUGUCACCAGCAAAGCACCAUCACACCACCUCUUCCAUUUUUCACGGUGGGAACCACACAUGCGGAGAUCAUCCGUUCACCUACUCUGGGUCUCACAAAGACGCGGCAGUUGGAACCAAAAAUCUCAAAUUUGGUCUCAGACCAAAGGACAGAUUUACACCGGUUUAAUGUCCAUUACUCAUGUUUCUUCGUCUUAUUGGUGUCCUAUUAGUAGUGGUUUCUUUGUAGCAAUUAGACCAUGAAGGGCUGAUUCAUGCAGUCUCCUCUGAACAGUUGUUGAGAUGUAUCUGUUACUUGAACUCUGAAGCAUUUAUUUAGGCUGCAAUCUGAGGUGCAGUUAAGUCUAAUGAACUUCUCCUCUGCAGCAGAGGUAACUCUGGGUCCCAAUGAGAGACAGUUUUAUCAUAGUGCUUGAUGGUUUUUGCGACUGCACUUGAAAGAAACUUUCUUAAUAUUUUCCAGCACUUGAAGAAAAAGUUAUUGAAAUUUUCCAGAUCAACUAAUCUUCGUCUUUCAAGUAAUGAUGGACUGUCAUUUCUCUUUGCUUAUUUGAGCUGUUCUUGCCAUAAUAUAUCUAAAAAAAUGUUUUACCAAAUAUACCCUCCCCUACCUUGUCACAACAACUGAAUGGCUUAAAUGCAUUAAAGAAAUAAAUUCCACAAAUUAACUUUUAAGAAGGCACACCUGUUAAUUGAAAUGCAUUCCAGGUGACUACCCCAUGGAGCUGGUUGAGAGAAUGCCAAAAGUGUGCAAAGCUGUCAAGGCAAAGGGUGGCUACUUUGAAGAAUGUAAAAUAUAAAAUAUAUUUUGAUAUGUUAAACACUUCAUUUAAGAUGAGAUUCAUUUAUGAUACUCUGAAGAGGUAGGGUUUCAGACAUUUUCAGAAGAUGGGCAGGGACUCUGCUGUUCUAGCUUCAGGGGGAAGCUGGUUCCAUCAUUGGGGUGCCAGGACAGAAAUUAGUUUUGAUUGGACUGAUCGGGAGCUGAUCCCUCGUAGGUGUGGGACGGCCUAGAGAUAAGAUGUGGCAGAACAGAGUGGUCAGGUUGGGAUGUAAGGUUUGAGCAGUUCCCCUUGCUGCUCCGUAGGCAAGCACCAUAGUCUUAGUGGAUGCGAGUUUUGACAGGAUGCCACUGGAGGAGCAGGGUGACAUGGGAGAACUUGGGAAGGUUGAACACAGGCAGGCUACAGUGUUCUGGAUAAAUAGCAGGGGUUUGAUAGAUCCCAGCCAAAAGAGUUGCAGUAGUCUAGACGGGAGAUGACAAGAGCCUGGAUUAGGACCUGCACCGUGUGAGGAAGGGUCGUACUCUACGGAUGUUGUAGAGCAUGAACCCGCGAGGAGCGAGUCACUGCUUUGCAGAGAAUGACAGAGUGUUGUCCAUUGUCACACCAAGGUUCUUUGCACUCUAGGAGGACACUGUGGUGUUGUCAACCGUGAUGGAGAGGUCUUGGAGCGGGCAGGCCUUCCUCAGCUCCUUCUUGUUGAGCUUGAGGUGCUGCGCCGACAUUAAGCUGAGAUGUCUCUCUGUGUGCCUGGCAGACAUGCAUUUGUAGUUUUCAUAUUGUGCAUUUAACACUUAUGUUUAAUAAAGACAAAAUGGGACUUUUCA